GGUUAGCCUGGCGCACAUAACCUCUCGGACAUUAAAAGAGCAUCCUGCUGUGUGCGGGUGUAAAUAAACUGAAUAAAUACUAUGUUUAUUACCGUCGAAAUCGCCAGCAUUGCGUUCAUUAGCAUAAUUAGACUGAUUCAUCAUGUACAAAUUCAUUUUGUCACAUUGCCGAGUAAAAAUCUUUCGGCAGUUUGAGGUUAAGUUGAACUCAGCUCGCGAUCUCAAGAGCAAACAAAUUCUAGCAGCAUAUACACCCUGCAUAUGGUGCACUAUGCCCCAGGUGCAGUUCUACAGUAACUGGGAGAGAGCGAAGAAUAAGUCGACCAAAAUAUUCUUCGACAACGACGAAAGCUACUUCAACACAGAGAAACCGCACGUCCGACUGGAAAAAACGCCAAACAGGCUUACACACCGUAUUCUAGAGCAGAGAAAAGCUUACAACACGACCAUCGUUUAUCCACCCAACCGAUGCGAAACCAAUAUCAUAUCUGAGGAUGAGGUGGACAAGUUAAUACAGACUAACUGGAGGCUCGAGCCUAUCUCGAAGCUGGUCGAAAGCUUUAGGAAGAUAUCUCACUACGCCUGUCAGAAGAAUGAGAAAAUGCACGCGAAUAAGUACGUCCCUAUCAUGCUGACGCUGGCGACAAGCUGCAAAAAAUUCAGCGACGAACAGCUCAGCCAUGUCCUCUGCUCGCUCAUGCUCUGGAUCUCAGAUGAAAGCGAUCAGGAUGCCCGCUGCCCAGUUAUCAUCAGAGUCCUUGAUCAUGAAUGCAAAGCACGAGCCGAAAAAUGGUCUUAUUCGCAGAUCCUUCUGAUCUCUGACCACUGGUACAGACUCAAAUGGACGAGCAGGUCACCUUUUAUAGAUCACAUUAUAAUCAAACUAGGCAACGAUGUAUCUAAUCUUUCGCAAUCCCACCUAGUGCAGCUUUUUUUCUACAUUGCUGCAACAUUCUUAAAAGUUGCCAAGUUCACCAGAAACGAAGUCAAUCCCAAGUUCAACUACAGCAAAGUUGAACACAAGCUCAACUCUUUGGUACACAAUUUGGACAUGGAAGAAAUAGCCAUCAUUGCACAUGCGUUCUUCAGAUCCGGCGCUCCGAUCCAGGAUCGUACAUUGCUCACGAUCGUGAUUCAGAAAACGGCUGAAAACAUUGACGUCAUCCACAGUACCAGUUUGAUUGCUAUGUUCAAAAUCAUUGGCUACAGCAUCAAUUACGAUCAAUGCAAGCUCCUCUGCAAAUUAUUGGAGUGUACGAUACCACAGUUACCGCGACUCUCAAUGAUCUGCGUCAGUCACGUUGUGUCUGCUGCUACAUAUAACAGAUUAUUUUAUCCAGAGUUGUUGAAUGCUGCCGCAGUGAGAUUAUAUACAGAAAUAUUCAUAGCCAGGGUGAAGGAUAUAACUCGGUUACUUGUUGCUCUGUCCGUUUUCUGCUAUAUUCCUCAUGAGCAACCUAACAUCCUUAAUGCGAUCAUAGAAGAACUGAACGAAUCCAGACGCUACUCUGAAAUAAACUGUUUCCCGGGAUGCCUUGCUAAGUGCUUGCAUAGCCUUAGCAUAUUUAACCUAUGGCCAAAAAAUUUAAUAGCCAAAGUGCUGGAUCCCAAGACCAUCAAAAAAAUGUACCGAUCGGACAGGAAUGUAGUUCAGGAAGUAUUUGCUCUAGAUUUGGAUAUUGAAGCUGAAAUGCCAGACUAUACAGGCCCGAGACUCAACAUGGAUUGGCGGCAAAACAUCGCCAUGAGAAUGACGGUACCUCUGCCUACUUUUAAGGAUCAGCCGUUAAAAAUUUUCCAUUACGUUAUAUUAGAUGUAAUAAGGGUCUGCGAGAAAUACCUAGGUUCAAAGAAAAUGUUUCACGUCGAUCACGUACUGCCGCAAUACUGCCACCCCGACAUAAUCGUUUGCCUGGAUGCAAAGAAGCGUCCUAUUCCUAUCAGCUCCAUGCUGUCCCAAAUACCUUUUGGAAGCGUUAAACGGGUUCCACGGAUUGGCGCAGACGAUACCAAAUGGCUGGCUCUAGUGGUGACGCCGCCAAAUGUGUUUGCGGGAAAUACGAACCGUUUACUAAGGGAUUUCCACGCUAAGAAGAGGCAGCUCAAACAUAUUGGCUACGAUCCUGUUUGGAUAACUCUGAGGAACUGGCAGCGACUCGAGAAUGACAAACAGAAAUUCGAAUACCUACAAUACAAGGUCUUCCGCUGAUCUAAACACUCAUCGUCAUCAGUAUCUGUACAAAUUUUAUGGGUAUCAUUUGUUCUUUACUUUUUUUAUCUUCCAUCAUCAUCGAGACACCUUCCGGCGUUUAGAAUUUUUCCCUGGGCCGUGAAGCUGCCAUUUAUAUAUAAUAUAUAUAUUUCACUUGGAACGUCCCACAUAUAUAUACAUAUACAUAUAUAUAUAUAUCGAGAUCGAGGAGUCAUUUGCCUCAUAUCAUCAGAUCCUUGCAUAACUUUUUUUUCGCAUUGAUUCCACUUCGGAAGAAGCCUAAUUUUUUAAAGAACUUUCUCGCUACUCUGUCAGGUCGCGCGACGAUUGUUUUCGUGUAAAAAAGGGGUGACUAAAAAUCACCAUUUUUUAAAUUCUGCAAUUUUUUCACAGAUUCUGAGUCAAAAAUACGCAAUAUAUAUCACAAUUAGAAGGCGGGCUGCGGCUGCC
Molecule: messenger RNA, 2662 nt
Organism: Diprion similis
Lineage: Eukaryota; Metazoa; Arthropoda; Insecta; Hymenoptera; Diprionidae
Product: FAST kinase domain-containing protein 5, mitochondrial-like
Exons: 7
Coding region: 143-2209 (688 amino acids)
Source: RefSeq, a predicted model, not a curated record